AUGAGUCGUGGUGGUGGUGGUGCCUUGGAUCGUCUCUAUCUUGACGUGUUUGCUAAAGGGGUGACUCCAUUGCCUUUAAAGGUCUUUACUUGCAAGAGCCUUGUCGAGCUGAAACUAGGAAAAGGGUUUGUUAUUUCUAUGGGGUUAAAGAAUGUCAAGAUUCUCAACUUGACUGCUAUAACCUCAUGGAGUUUUGCUUCCUUUGCUGAAGUAAUCCCAGUGUUUGAAAACCUGUCUCGUUUAUCUGUUUCAACUGAGUACAGUUGGCAAGUUCUGCCAGUACUGCUUAAAAAGACUCCAAAUCUCGAGUCACUCAUCAUCCAGGGUUUCUCGCUCCAUGGUGGGAAAUCUAAUGGUAAAUCUCAGUACUCGCAUGAGAAUUCAUUUCUAUGGACAUGUCCUGUGAAAGUAGUAAAGAUAACCAACUUUUGGGGAACUAGUAGAGAGUUUGAGCAAAUGAACCAUUUCCUGGAGGAAUUGCCAUGUCUUGAGAUGCUCAAACUCCGUGCCCGGGCCAAAGACGAAGAAGCAAAGUUGAAACUCACCAGGGAUCUGCAAAUGCACCCCAAAGCUUGCAAGAUCCAGCUCAAGUUUUAUCCUUUCGAAACUGAGUUAAACAUGAUAAAACAUGGCUCUAUCUAG
Molecule: messenger RNA, 642 nt
Organism: Eruca vesicaria subsp. sativa (arugula)
Lineage: Eukaryota; Viridiplantae; Streptophyta; Magnoliopsida; Brassicales; Brassicaceae
Source: the annotation of a GenBank genome assembly